Messenger RNA from Manis pentadactyla (Chinese pangolin), 2377 nucleotides. RefSeq names its product TSC22 domain family member 4 (gene TSC22D4). The record is from RefSeq and is a predicted model, not a curated record. Gene Ontology annotation, biological process: regulation of transcription by RNA polymerase II; response to osmotic stress. Lineage: Eukaryota; Metazoa; Chordata; Mammalia; Pholidota; Manidae. Bases 735 to 1922 code for a protein of 395 amino acids. The transcript is spliced from 5 exons.
GGAGGCAGGACUUCCUGGUGUGGGGGUUGUCAACAGCUCAGAGAGAGAAAGACAGCGAGACUGGACGGAGAGGAGCUGAGGAGCGGAGAGAGAGCCGGCAGCGUCACGCGAGAGGAGACUUGGGAGACCCGCGCGCCCCCACCACAGACGGUGCACCACCUAGAGGAUCGGGGGUUUGAACUGCCCCUCCUGCAUCAGUCCGGAGACCCCUGGGGCUUCAGAGGCCGCGCCUGGGCUCCACCAAGGAGGCGGGGGGUUCUUCUUUGCUGAAGAGCAAACUUUCCACAGAGAUGCCUUACGGGGCGAGGUGCGGCCCCCAAAAAGGACUGGGCAGCCCCUGAUCGCUGCCUGCUUCCCCCGCGCUGCUGGGGCCGGAAGGCCCCGGGGAAAGGACAGCCCGACAUCUUGGGCGGCGCGGACCCCCGGCCCAGCUCGCUGGCUGAGACCGAGUUUGCAAACUCAGCUCUGGAGUUCGGCAGCGACAGCAGCAGGAAAAACCUGCCCCUGCCUCCCCCUACACCCCCAGCCACCGCCUCCCCCACCCUGUUCUCCCUUCACCAACCAAGCUCUCCGUUUCCUCAAGGCCCUCCUGCCAUGUCGGACCCAGACAUCCCCAGGGGCCCUGAUGCCCCUACCAUGUGGCCCCCGUGUUCCAGGGGUGCCUGAAUCCCUUCAAGGAGUCCCAGCCACCGCCCACUCCGCCUUACGUGACCAAGUCCAGAACCCCGGGGAUCAUGAGUGGGGGCAAGAAGAAGAGUAGUUUCCAAAUCACCAGCGUCACCACAGACUAUGAGGGCCCAGGGAGCCCAGGAGGCUCAGCUCCCCCUGCCCUGCCAUGCUCUACUGGGCCCCAGCCCCGCUUGCCCAAUGGGGAACCCAGCCCCGAGCCAGGGGGCAAGGGCACCCCCCGGAAUGGCUCCCCGCCGCCUGGGGCCCCUGCCUCCCGUUUCCGGGUAGUGAAGCUGCCCCACGGCCUGGGAGAGCCUUAUCGCAGAGGCCGUUGGACGUGUGUAGAUGUUUAUGAGCGAGACCUGGAGCCCCCUAGCUUUGGCCGGCUUCUGGAGGGAAUUCGAGGGGCCUCCGGGGGCACUGGGGGCAGAUCUUUGGAUUCCAGAUUGGAGCUGGCCAGCUUGGGCCUUGGCACCCCAACUCCACAGCCCGGCCUGUCUCAGGGCCCCACCUCCUGGCUCCGUCCACCUCCCACCUCCCCUGGACCUCAGGCGCGCUCCUUCACUGGGGGACUGGGCCAGCUGGCUGAACCCAGCAAAGCCAAGGUGGAGAUACCCCCACUUUCAGCCUCCCUGCUCCAGCAGUGUCCCCCAGAGCCUGGGACCGGGAAUAGUGCGGGCCCGUCCAAGGCUGCCACUCCUCUGCCCUCCCUGAGGGUAGAAGUGGAGGCUGGGGGUUCAGCAGCCGGUACCCCUCCACUGUCCCGGACGAAGGAUGGAUCCCUGCGACUGAGGAUGGAAUUGGUUGCUCCAGAGGAGAUUGGACAGGUGCCCCCUCUCGACCCUCGCCCCAGCUCCCCGGCCCUCUACUUCUUCCCCGAUGCCAGUCUGGUUCACAAAUCUCCAGACCCCUUUGGAGCAGCAGCAGCCCAGAGCCUCAGCCUGGCCCGCUCCAUGCUGGCCAUCAGUGGCCACCUGGACAGCGAUGACGAUAGCGGCUCCGGAAGCCUCGUUGGCAUUGACAACAAGAUUGAAAAAGCCAUGGAUUUGGUGAAGUCCCACCUCAUGUUUGCGGUUCGGGAGGAGGUGGAGGUGCUGAAGGAGCAGAUCAGAGACCUGGCUGAACGGAAUGCUGCGUUGGAGCAGGAAAAUGGACUGCUGCGGGCCCUGGCCAGUCCUGAGCAGCUGGCCCAACUGCCCUCCUCGGGGGUCCCACGGCUUGGGCCCUCUGCACCCAAUGGGCCCUCUGUUUGAGCCUCCCUUCCCUCACAAUGUGCCUUUGGGGGCUGCCACAGUUGUCAGGCCUUGCCAGCUGCCUGCCCCCUCUUCCUAUGCAGCUUUAAUGUCCCCUGGUCCCCAGGGAUGGGAGUUGAAGGCUCAGAAUUGGCCUGUCCCCCUACCCUUCCUCCAUCUCCCCAUAAUGCCCAGGGACUGGGCUGGGGAUCCUUAGGCCUUGAUGAAGGGGGCUUCAGGAUGGGGUGUUAGGUGAGGCCCUCUUCCUCCUUCCCUGGGUGUCAGUGUUCUGGGACCCCCAGCAGUAGAUGGCUGGAGAGUUGGAGGCUUCCUGGCAGACACCCCAUAUCCACCUUCUUCCCUCAGAGUGCCCCCUCUCCUCUGCCCAGGGAAGGGAAUAUGGACAAUAUCUGGAAGUUCUUGGAUUCAGGUUGUUAUUAAAAUAAUAAUUAUAAUUAAAACCGAAGAAACUUGAA